Pungitius pungitius (ninespine stickleback) is the source of this 2141-nucleotide messenger RNA. Its product is annotated as transcription termination factor 1, mitochondrial. Gene Ontology annotation, molecular function: double-stranded DNA binding. The record is from RefSeq and is a predicted model, not a curated record. Lineage: Eukaryota; Metazoa; Chordata; Actinopteri; Perciformes; Gasterosteidae. The transcript is spliced from 2 exons. Bases 128 to 1279 code for a protein of 383 amino acids. Gene Ontology annotation, biological process: termination of mitochondrial transcription; regulation of DNA-templated transcription. Gene Ontology annotation, cellular component: mitochondrial matrix.
AUUAAACAAGAUGCUUCUUGAAAUAUCGUUUUCACUGACGAGAAACUCGCGAGAAGAGUUUCACUUUUCCGCCUUCACAGAAAUGGCUCCUUAAUCUUCACAUUUUUGAAACUGGCCCUCAUUAAAAAUGGCAGCAGUAGCUGGAGUGAAGGCUUUCCUCAGCUUUCAUCGAUUAGCAGCCUUGCAGCGCAGCUUCGGGCACAUGCCGGCACAGUUGACGUCCACCUUCCCUCACAGGGGUCUCUGCAGCGCCCCGACAAAAACGAACGAGCCGGCACCCACGGAGAAUGAAUCUCUGCUGGAGAAUCUGAAUCUCAUGGGAGUUGAUGUGAAGAUGGCACGCCAGCGUCAGCCCGGGGUGCUUCGCAAAGCAUUCACCAAUGAGCAAGGGCUCGCAAAGUUUCUGCAGGGUAAAGGCGCCAGCAGCAGAGUAGUCGCCGGCAUCGUGUCACGUUACCCCCGCGCCAUCACCCGCUCCAUUGAACACCUGGAACACCGUUGGGAGCUGUGGAGAGAUAUCUUCAAGACCGAUGCGGAGAUAGUGAGCAUCGUGGAUCGCUCACCAGAGUCUUUCUUCCGUUCGAGUGAUAAUGACAACUUGAAGAAGAACAUAGCUUUUUUGACCUCGCUGGGACUGAACAAUAAAGACCUCCAUCGGCUGCUGACCAGGGCGCCACGGACAUUCUCCAACAGUUUAGAGCUCAACAGGCAGAUGGUGGAGUUUCUGGAAGACGUCUGUGCAGAACUCGGUGGGGAGAAUCCAGAGCAGUUUCCUAAAUCUGUCAUAUCCAAAAACCUUUACAUUCUCAUCCGAAGUACUAAGAGAGUCAAGACAAACAUCGAUAUCCUCCGAGCUUUUCUGAAGUUGAGUGAUUCAGAACUGCUCGGUCUUCUCCAAGGCCCCGUAGCACAAAUAAUUGACCUUUCCAAUGAAUAUCUAAAAAAUAAUUUCAAAACUCUCCAGCAGAGGCUGGUUUCACAUGGCUGUAGGAAAUCAGACUUAAAGAAACUAGUCCUCAGGUAUCCAAUGGUUCUGUACAUUGGGUCGGACACGCUAAGCUCCAAACUGGACUGUCUCUUAAGAGGAGGAAUAACCAUGAAGCAAAUACUGGAAAAACCCAAAGUUUUGGACUACAGCACACACAACAUUGCAGGGCGACUAGAGGAGCUGCAUAGAGUGAGAUAUGACUUCGAGAAGAACGGCAUCAGCAUCCUGGACUCUAGUCAAAAGCGGUUUGAUGCAAAGAUGGAAAAACUUCAUGUAGGACUAGAAGACUGAAUGAAACUGUGUAUUGUGAUGUUACAUAAUGCUGGAUAACGCUUUUACUUGAGCUUCGUUUCACGCUAGUUGUUUUUUUUCCUCAUGUGAUCACUAGAUUAGGAUUUCUGUCUCUUUAAUAGUGUUUCAAUAUAUUUGGUAGGGCUAGUACGAGAAACAUUUCAUUAUGGCUAAACUUGCCAAAGACUUAUCUUGAUUAAUAAGGAAUCAGUUAUCCGUUUUGUAUUGUUUUCUUAGCUUUGUUGUCAAACAUGUAUCUACACAUGCAUUCUUUUUUUUACUUGGGGAAAAGAUAUAUAGAUUUCAUGUUGGAAUUCAUGUGAGGAUGCAAUCAUACAAUAAAAUCGAGAUAUGGAGUUAUCUGACUGUUUCAAUUAUGACUAGUUUUAUUUUGUGCCUGCACAUAUUUAAAUACUUUAUGGAGAUAUUGCAUUCAUAAACUAAAACAUAUGGUCAUCGGCUACAUCUAAUCUGAUAUCAACAAUCCUGUAGUAACUAAGGAUUACGAGCUGUAUUAUUUAUUAUGUAUCAUGCGGAACUAAUGUUCCUCAUAAGUUGGCACACGGACUUCACCAAACUGUAACACAGCUGUCUUUUCGUUGUGUUGUUGGUGCAUGUAGAAGAGUGUGAGAAGUAUAAUAAAGUCUACCGUAAUAUUUUAAUACAAACAUUUUCCUUUUUACACCUUGGCGUCAAACGCAGUAAUUAGCGUGCAGAACGUCUUCGGUUGACCGUUAGCAUCGGCAGCCUUCCCGUUAGCGGUUAGCUAGCUAGCUGUGCGAGCCUCCCGCGGAGCAUGCUGCACUGACGGGUAACGUCUACCAACGACAACAGUCUAUCGGUGCGACUUUGACCAUAACAG